UAGAUUUAAGGAGGGAGGAAGUUUGUGAGUGAUCGAUUUUACACCGGCCCCAAACUUCUCAACGGCAUUUCUCUUUGUUUGCCAUUACGCGCGUGGACAAUUUUGAAACAAAAGUAUCGAGUCAGUGCCGCAUUACUAAAAUGGCGAACACGUUUCGCGGAGUGACGGUGUCCGCCGUCAACAAUGACGGGGCUCUUACGCCGCGAUUCAAUUUCCCUACAAACGUAAACGUGGAUUACGAUCCUCAAGGGCUAAGUGUAAAAGUGAUACGUGCCGACCCUGUACUAGCGCAAGAGCUGUUGGAAUUUCCCGUCCACAAUCUGAGUGAGUGUUCAAGGGUAGCGGGCCAGUCGUACAUCUUCACGAUUGACAAUGAAACCUUGUUUUUCAAAUUCGCAUCAGACGCUGACUGUCAGAAUUUCCAUCUCCUGGUCACAAAAAUUAAGGCAGGUCGGUCGUCGAGCGUGUUUACGGUGCGCACGGAGGACUCGUCCGCGAUGCAGUACUUCCAAUUCUAUGGAUACCUUAGUCAGCAGCAGAACAUGAUGCAAGAUUAUGUUAGGACAAGUACGUAUCAGCGUGCUAUUUUAUCGAACCUUAACGAUUUCAAAAACAAGGUUGUAUUGGACGUUGGCGCGGGUUCUGGUAUUUUAUCAUUCUUUGCUGCACAAGCUGGUGCGCGAAAAGUGUACGCGGUUGAGGCAAGUAAUAUGGCACAUCACGCGCAGGCCCUAGUGCGAGCGAAUGGUCUUCAUGAUCGCAUCACCGUAGUCGCGGGAAAAAUAGAAGAAAUAGAACUUCCUGAAUGUGUAGAUGUGAUAAUAUCUGAACCAAUGGGCUACAUGUUGUAUAAUGAACGGAUGUUAGAGACAUAUUUACAUGCAAAGAAGUGGCUCAAACCAAAUGGUAACAUGUACCCAACUCGUGGUGACUUACACAUCGCUCCCUUCACUGACGAUGCACUCUUUAUGGAACAGUACAACAAGGCAAACUUUUGGUAUCAGACAUGUUUCCACGGUGUAGAUUUAAGUGCAUUGCGUACAGCUGCAAUGAAAGAAUAUUUUAGACAACCAAUAGUUGAUACAUUUGAUGUCCGCAUUUGUAUGUCUAGGUCGGUGAGACACGUUGUUGAUUUCCUCAAUGCUAAUGAAACUGACCUACAUCGUAUUGAAGUGCCAUUUAGAUUUCAACUUACACAGUCUGGAACUUGUCAUGGGCUUGCAUUCUGGUUCGAUGUGUUAUUUGCAGGCAAUACCCAGCAUAUCUGGUUAUCUACAGCGCCAACGGAACCUCUAACACAUUGGUAUCAAGUAAGAUGUUUGCUUGAGACUCCAAUAUUUGCCAAGCAAGGACAGGCGCUUUCAGGCAGAGUGCUUUUGUUAGCAAACAAGAGGCAGAGUUAUGAUGUGACCAUGGAGAUUAAUCUAGAAGGAACAAAUAUUUCAUCUUCUAAUACGUUGGAUUUGAAAAACCCUUACUUUAGGUACACAGGGGCACCGGCUGCUCCUCCUCCCGGAGUGAACACAACCUCACCAGGUGAGGCAUACUGGAAUACAAUUGAUGCAACAGGAGGGUUGACUAAUGGACAAGUAAUCCUUACUGAUGGUACCCAACAAUACUGCACAACGCCAGAUAAAACAAUCGCCUAUGGGGCCCAUCCUAACAUGAUUAAGACGGUGAUGUUGCAAGAAGAGUUCAUCAAGAGGAUUGGAAUUAGUCAAAAUGGCGAUAUAUAAUCCGCAAAGACGCGCCGUGCGCGCCUCAGGGCUCUUAGAAACCGUCAAAACCGGUUGUGAACUUUCUUCCGUUCGAACAGUGUAGUGUUUAAGCAGACUUAUUUAUUUACAAGGAAAGCAUCACAGUUUUUUUUUUGUUUAACGGGGGACAUUGACAAUGUGAAUGCAUUGGUAUGAUUGUUCUACAUAAUCAUGUAUAAGUGUGGUUGCCGGUUGCACUCGGGCAAAGUUUUGAUCAACCCUUUUAGGUGGAUGUUUUAUUAAGAUAUUUGUACAACGCUUAUUAGUGUAAUAUGAAAUGGACAUUGCUUUAAACCGACUUUUUUUUAAUGUAAAUAUCCCCCCAAUCCAUUGUAUUUGACGAUUUGUAAAACUCUCCGAAAGGGUUGGUCAUGCAGAGGCAGCUGUAUAACUGUCAUUGCUCAAAUCUACAAAUUUUAUUCGUAAAUAGAAACAGUCUUCAUUUUUGUUAAUUAAGGCCAUGACAAUGGAGAAUUUUUUAUAAACCGGUCAGAGUUCCUCAUCCUACCGUUAGAUUUGUACAGUGACAGUUGUAUUUUAUUAAGCAAGUAAUAUAGUUAUUGCAAGUACACCUAGAAUUAAGAGGAAAGUGCUGAAUUCGACUAAGCUACAGUGUCAAUACUCAUAUAUCAUUAAUGGCCCAACUUAUUUCGAAAAUAAGUAAUUCUUGAUGUCUCAUUUUAUUGUUUUUAUUUUUUUUUUUAUUUAGAAAAUCCUGUCUGCCAAUCAUAUUGAUUGUGGUUUAACAAGAAGUUACUGAUUGUGUUUCUGUCAACACUAUAAGACAAUUCUUUAAUUCUAUUUGAUAUAGAAAGAUAGGGUAAAAAAAUGAUAUUUCAAAAUUGGUUGACAUGUUUAGGCUACACAAUUGCACAUACAAUUUAACACUCAACCCAUGUAAUGCCCUUCUAUUUAUUUUGUGAAAACUGUGAACAUUUUGAGUUAUUCUUUCAACAGACAUUUUUUUUGUGCA
Molecule: messenger RNA, 2730 nt
Organism: Papilio machaon (common yellow swallowtail)
Lineage: Eukaryota; Metazoa; Arthropoda; Insecta; Lepidoptera; Papilionidae
Gene: Art4
Product: histone-arginine methyltransferase CARMER
Exons: 1
Coding region: 141-1736 (531 amino acids)
Biological process (GO): peptidyl-arginine methylation
Molecular function (GO): protein-arginine N-methyltransferase activity
Source: RefSeq, a predicted model, not a curated record